AUGGGCCGUAAAGCAAUGGCCGAUGGGCCGUACAUGCGCGGACCGGUAUAUGGGCUGAAUGGCCAUGUCCUAACGGACUUUCCUUCCUCUUCCUCUCAAUUCCGCCUCUCCGUUUUUUUGUACAUUAAAAAAAAAAAAAAAAAAAAACUCAAAUUCCUUUCUACAGUUAUGGCGAACGAAGACGAGUUUCAAUCCUCGACGGAGGACCUAUCACAGCAAUCUCAGGACUUCAAUUCAGAGACUUACAUGGCUGGAUUCGUCAUCGCGAAUAUAGUAGGGUUACAGUACUAUUCAGGCCGAAUCAACGGCCGAGAGAUGGUAGGACUAGUUCGUGAGCCUUUAAACCAGUACGAUAAAAACGCAAUCAGAGUACUUAACACAAGAUCCGUUCAAGUAGGGCACAUCGAGCGUGCUGUAGCCGCAGUUCUCUCGCCGUUGCUAGACUCACACAUGAUCGUCGCCGAAGGUAUCGUACCCAAUACUCGUUCUAACUCCAAUAGGUUUAAAAUCCCGUGUCAAAUCCACGUUUUCGCUAAGGUAGAAGCGUUACCAGUUGUGAAAUCGACGAUUUCGCGGGCCGGGUUAGUGUUGAUUUCGGAUUCGGAUCCUUCGUUUGGGUUAUCGGAGGCUGUUGUGGUUAAAGAACUGAUGGGUAAUGGUGGAGAGAAGAAGAAGAGUAGUGUUGAUAAGGUUUUUAAGUUAGUUGAUGAGAAUGUUAGACAGAAGGAGAGAAUGGUUAGUGUUGAGCCGCCGAGGGAAGUGAUAAAAUCAGAACUUUUUGCUCAUCAGAAAGAAGGAUUGGGUUGGUUACUCCACAGGGAGAAGUCUGGUGAGUUGCCUCCGUUUUGGGAAGAGAAAGAUGGAGAAUUUUUAAAUGUUUUGACUAAUUACCGCAGUGAUAAGCGGCCUGAAUCUUUGCGGGGAGGUGUGUUUGCUGAUGAUAUGGGCUUAGGUAAGACACUUACAUUGCUUUCACUCAUAGCUUUUGAUAGAUUUGGUUAUGAUGCCACCAGUACGAAAACUGAAGAACCUGUGGAAGUAGUACAAGGAGACAAGAAAGGUAAAAAGAGGGGAAGAGGUAAGAGCAGUGAGAGCGUAUCCAAGAAGAAGCGUAUAUCUGAUGAUGUUAAUGUGUCUCAGAAGAAGACAACGUUGAUUGUUUGUCCACCUUCUGUGUUUUCAGCAUGGAUUACACAGCUAGAGGAGCAUACUGUACCUGGAAGCUUGAGAGUGUAUAUGUAUCACGGUGGGGAAAGAACAGACGAUGUUAACGAGCUUAUGAAGUACGAUAUAGUGCUGACUACUUACGGUACUUUGGCUGUUGAAGAAUCGUGGGAUGAUUCUCCUGUCAAGAAGAUGGAAUGGCUGAGGAUUAUUCUUGACGAGGCACAUACCAUUAAGAAUGCAAAUGCUCAACAGAGCCGAGCGGUUAGUAAUUUGAAAGCUUCCCGCAGAUGGGCUGUGACAGGAACUCCUAUUCAGAACGGUUCUUUCGAUUUGUACUCUCUGAUGGCUUUUCUUCGGUUUGAGCCUUUUUCGAUUAAGAGUUAUUGGCAAAGCUUGAUACAACGUCCGCUUGGUCAAGGUAACAAGAAGGGACUUUCUCGCCUCCAGGUUUUAAUGGCGACAAUCUCGUUGCGUAGAACAAAAGAACAGAGUUUGAUAGGUUUACCAUCUAAGAGUGUUGAAACUUGUUACGUUGAGCUUUCUCAUGAAGAACGUCAGUUAUAUGAUCACAUGGAAGGAGAAGCUAAAGGUGUUGUGCGUAACCUCAUAAACAAUGGAAGCUUGAUGCGAAACUACUCAACGGUUUUGAGCAUAAUCUUACGUCUUAGACAACUUUGUGACGACUUAUCUCUAUGUCCUCCAGAAUUAAGAUCUUUUACCGCUUCUAUAUCUAUCGAAGAUGUGACUGAUAAGCCAGAGCUGCUACAAAAGCUAGUUGCGGUAUUGCAAGAUGGCGAAGAUUUCGACUGUCCGAUUUGCAUUUCGCCACCAAAAGACAUCAUCAUCACUCGAUGUGCUCACAUCUUUUGCAGAGCUUGUAUUCUCCAAACCUUGGAAAGAACUAAACCUGCUUGCCCUCUUUGCCGUGGCCCUCUAACUCAAUCGGAUCUGUACAACGCUCCUCCAACUCCUCCUUCGGAUACUUCCAAUACCGACGGAGAAGACACAAAGGCGUCGAGUAAUUCCUCAAAGGUCUCGGCUUUACUCUCGCUGUUGAUCGCGUCAAGACAAGAAAACCCAAACACAAAGUCUGUUGUAUUCUCUCAGUUUAGGAAAAUGAAAAUGCUGCUUCUACUCGAAAAACCGCUGAAAGCUGCGGGUUUCACUAUCUUACGGUUAGACGGAGCAAUGACUGUGAAGAAACGAACCCAGGUCAUUGGAGAAUUUGGGAAUCCGGAGUUAACCGGACCUGUGGUGCUACUAGCGAGCCUUAAAGCCUCUGGUGCUGGGAUUAACCUAACUGCAGCUUCAAGGGUUUACUUGUUCGACCCGUGGUGGAAUCCUGCAGUUGAAGAACAGGCUAUGGAUAGGAUUCAUAGGAUUGGACAGAAACAAGAGGUCAAAAUGAUUAGGAUGAUUGCGAGAAACAGUAUCGAAGAACGGGUUCUUGAGCUCCAACAGAAGAAGAAGAAUCUUGCAAAUGAAGCUUUUAAAAGAAAGCGUGGUAAAGAUCAAAGAGAGGUUAACGUUGAAGACGUUAUUGCUCUCAUGUCUCUCUGAUAUCUCUCAAUCAUACCGGUUUAUUCCUUAACGGUUUUUUUUGUUUUGUUUUUUCUUUCUUCUGUUUCCAGAUAGUUUAUCUUUCUAACUAGUAAGGUAGAUGCGUUUCUCGGAUGUUGUUGAAAUUAGUUCAUGGUAAUCUUGAAAAUUUCCGGUUUACUUUG
Messenger RNA from Camelina sativa (false flax), 2891 nucleotides. The record is from RefSeq and is a predicted model, not a curated record. Lineage: Eukaryota; Viridiplantae; Streptophyta; Magnoliopsida; Brassicales; Brassicaceae.